GUUAGGAAUUAGAAAACCAAUCAAACGUUUAUAUGCUGUUGGAGGUAAAAUUGAAUAUUUUCAUCGUUUCAUUCUUUCAAUUUAUUUUUUUUUCUGUUUUAGAUAAUCCCGAUACUGAUAUCUAUGGAGCCAAUGUUUAUAAUAAUUAUCUACAAACUCGUACAUUAUCUCGGCUAAAACAAAUUGUUACUCAAACAGCAGUAAGCGGCGGUGUUUCGUCAUCAUCAUCAUCAGCUUGGGGACGAAAUAGUGUUGAAAUUGUAGCAGAUGAAGCUGAACAAUUUUAUUCUGCUGAAAGUAUCAGUUCUAUUUUGGUGUGUACCGGUGUUUAUAACCAAGAACAACAUCAAGAAGGACAAACACAACAACUCAAUCACGGACAUCGAGAUAUGAUCAUUGAUCCUCUAUUAAAACAACCAAAAUAUACCGUUGAACAUGUACUCGAUGCAGUUAAACUUGUUUUUGAUACCGAACAAUUUCGUUAA
Messenger RNA from Didymodactylos carnosus, 485 nucleotides. Lineage: Eukaryota; Metazoa; Rotifera; Eurotatoria; Philodinida; Philodinidae. The record is from the annotation of a GenBank genome assembly.